Messenger RNA from Chlorella variabilis, 636 nucleotides. RefSeq lists its product as hypothetical. Bases 1 to 636 code for a protein of 211 amino acids. The transcript is spliced from 4 exons. Gene Ontology annotation, biological process: cell redox homeostasis. The record is from RefSeq and is a predicted model, not a curated record. NCBI's taxonomy places the organism in Eukaryota, Viridiplantae, Chlorophyta, Trebouxiophyceae, Chlorellales, Chlorellaceae.
AUGGUCCAGCUGGCCAACCCGCGUGCAAGUGCCGCGGUGGGCCGCGGGGCGCGCGGGAGCUGUCUGGCUGCGACCUUUGGCAGGUCGGAAGCCGCCACCGCCCCAGCCCUGGAGCAGGGCCUCGCGGAGAGCAGCAACAUCGUCUCGGUGCCCAAUGGAAUGGACCUGGCGCUCAGCGAGGGCCAGCGCAGGAAGCUGGAGCUGCAGGCGCAGGCGGCGGCUGCGCUAGCGGCGGAGAACUCGUGGUGGCAGGACACUGCUGACUCACCGCCCAACCUGGUCACCGCCCACACGCCAGCCGACUACAAGCGGCUGAUCGUGGAGGCGCCGCCCAGCCAGCUGGUGGUGGUAGACUACCUCAAGCCCUCCUGCAUGGGCUGCCGCCGCAUCUUCCCCAAGCUGAAGCAGCUGGCGGCCAGCAACCCCGACGCCCUCUUCAUCAAGGUCAACGUGGAGAGUGAGGAGAUGCGGGAGCUGGGCCAGGGCAUGCAGGUCACGCACCUGCCCUGGUUCCACCUGUUCCGCGGCGGCGACCUGGUGGCCUCCUUGACCGCCAACCUGGCCACCGUCAGCCAGCUGCGCGCCGAGAUCGCCACCAACAAGCCCUGCUGCGACCCGGGCUGCUCCGUGUACUGA